Messenger RNA from Amaranthus tricolor (Joseph's coat), 813 nucleotides. RefSeq lists its product as uncharacterized. The coding region runs from base 1 to 813 and encodes 270 amino acids. NCBI's taxonomy places the organism in Eukaryota, Viridiplantae, Streptophyta, Magnoliopsida, Caryophyllales, Amaranthaceae. Gene Ontology annotation, molecular function: zinc ion binding; nucleic acid binding. The transcript has 2 exons. The record is from RefSeq and is a predicted model, not a curated record.
AUGUCCAAGAUAAAAGAGUUUGAUGCAACAGCAUAUGUCUAUCUCAAAAAUGUAGAAGAGCAGUGGAGUGUGCACAUGUUUGACAGGACAGUUUGUUGUGAUCAUAACACAACAAACUUCGUAGAGUCAUUCAAUGCAAUAACAAAGGCCAACAGGGACAUGCCUGUUGACAUUGCUGGAAGGAAUUGGUGCAUGAAAAGGCUGGGUUCCAGGUUCGAUAAAGCAGUAAGCAUGGAACCUAAUGAUCUAACAGAGCAUGCAAAGGGAGUGCUGGCGACUAGGACUGAUGAUUCUAGGUUCUGCCAUGUCACUGCAGUUGGUGGUGAAGAGUUUGAGGUGAGGGAUGGCCAUGUCAAGUUCCCUGUCACCCUUGGAAAUAUGACUUGUGGGUGUGGGAAAUGGCAAGGAUCAGGGAUCCCUUGCAAGCAUGGGCUAAGGGUCAUUUACAACCAGAGACUUGAUCCUAAGAACUUUGUCUCACCUUUCUACAAGGGGGUUGCUUACAAACUCACUUAUGGAGACCACAUCCACUCCAUGGCUGAUCCAACUCACUGGCCUUCACUAGAUGUGCCAGAAAUUGCACCACCCCAAGGGAAAAGAAAUGUUGGCAGACCACCUAAGCAAAGGAAAAGAGCUGCUUAUGAAGCAAAAAAAGGAAAGAGGCAUAAGAAUAACAAAUGCAGCCUAUGCAAAGAAGUAGGUCACAAUGCAGUGACAUGCAAGGCAAAAAAGGCAUCAUCAAAGAAGGCAGCACAUGCAGCUUCCUCUUCACAGCAAGGCAACACUAGGGGGAAGAGAAAGGCUGCUACUUAG